CUUAGACCCGAAGACAAAGAUGUUGAGAGAAGAAGAAAAGUAGCGAAGAAGAAGCAGCAGCUAAGGAAUAAGGAAAGGAAAAAACCGAAACCAUAAACUGAAAGAGCUUAGUAAUAAUAAUCCUCUUCAUCAAAAAUAUUUUUCAGCGUUUUGGUGAAGAGGUUUAAGCUCUUUCUCUUUCUUCUCUCCCAUUCAUUUCAUUCACUACACACACAAAAUUUCAGCUGGUAGAUAAAUAUAUAUAUAUAUAUUUUCGAUUAUUUUGGAAAUUGCAUCGAAUCGUGGUGCAAAGGAUCUUCUUGCUCUUCAGGAGUGUGGAUGAGUAGCAGCCAUUGGAGCUAGAUCCGGAACAAACCGAAGCUUCUGAUCCAAUCAAAUCGAUUGCAAAAUGGCUGCUACUGCCAAUCCUGUAGUUGGGUCCCAAGUUUGGUUGGAGGAUCCAGAGGCAGCUUGGAUAGAUGGUGAAGUUUUGGAGGUUAAGGGGCAAGACAUCAAAGUCCUUUGCACUUCAGGGAAGACGGUUGUGGUUAAAGUGUCCAGCGUUUAUCAUAAAGAUACUGAAGCUCCACCAUGUGGAGUGGAUGAUAUGACAAAGCUUGCUUAUCUGCAUGAACCUGGUGUCCUAGCUAAUCUGAGAUCUAGAUAUGACAUCAAUGAAAUAUAUACGUAUACUGGGAAUAUAUUGAUUGCUGUGAACCCGUUCAUAAAGCUCCCUCAUUUAUACGAUAGCCAUAUGAUGGCACAAUAUAAAGGAGCAGGUUUUGGCGAGCUAAGUCCACAUCCUUUUGCAGUUGCAGAUGCAGCAUAUAGGCUUAUGAUUAAUGAAGGAAUCAGUCAGUCAAUACUGGUUAGUGGUGAAAGUGGAGCUGGUAAAACAGAAAGCACAAAGUUACUCAUGCGCUAUCUUGCUUACAUGGGAGGUAGAGCUGCUGUUGGUGAAGGUAGGACUGUAGAGCAGAAAGUCCUAGAGUCCAAUCCUGUUCUAGAAGCCUUUGGCAAUGCAAAGACUGUUAGGAACAAUAAUUCAAGUCGUUUUGGGAAGUUUGUGGAGAUCCAAUUUGACCAGAGGGGAAGGAUUUCUGGAGCUGCUAUUAGAACAUAUCUGUUGGAAAGAUCACGUGUUUGCCAAUUGUCAGAUCCAGAAAGAAAUUAUCACUGUUUCUAUAUGCUGUGUGCUGCACCUCCAGAGGAUGUUAAGAAGUACAAAUUAGGAAACCCAAGAACAUUUCAUUAUCUAAACCAAACAAAUUGCUUUGAGUUGGAAGGAGUUGAUGAAGCAAAAGAAUAUCAUGAUACAAGGAGAGCAAUGGAUGUUGUUGGAAUAAGUUCUGAGGAGCAGGAAGCAAUAUUCCGAGUGGUAGCUGCAAUUUUGCAUCUUGGCAAUAUUGAAUUUACAAAAGGUCAGGAAAUUGACUCAUCUACGCCCAAAGAUGAAAAAUCUCGGUUCCAUCUACAAACUGCUGCUGAACUUUUCAUGUGUGAUGCAAAGGCACUUGAGAAUUCUCUUUGCAAGCGAGUGAUUGUUACACGUGAUGAAACAAUUACUAAAUGGUUGGAUCCAGAAUCUGCUGCACUUAGCCGAGAUGCUUUGGCUAAGAUUGUGUACACGAGGUUGUUUGACUGGCUGGUGGAUAAAAUUAAUAAUUCAAUUGGUCAAGACCCUGAGUCGAAGUCCUUAAUCGGUGUGCUGGAUAUUUAUGGUUUUGAAAGUUUCAAGACUAACAGUUUUGAGCAAUUUUGUAUUAAUUUGACCAAUGAAAAGCUUCAGCAACACUUUAAUCAGCAUGUUUUCAAAAUGGAGCAAGAAGAAUAUAAAAAAGAGGAGAUUGAUUGGAGUUACAUUGAGUUUGUUGACAAUCAAGAUGUCCUGGAUCUCAUCGAAAAGAAACCUGGUGGCAUUAUUUCUCUUCUUGAUGAAGCUUGCAUGUUUCCUAGAUCAACACACGAAACUUUUGCCCAGAAGUUGUAUCAGACAUUCAAAAACCAUAAAAGGUUCAGCAAGCCUAAAUUGUCACGUAGUGACUUCACAAUUUGCCAUUAUGCUGGUGAUGUGACUUAUCAAACGGAAUUGUUCCUGGACAAGAACAAAGAUUACGUUAUUGCAGAACACCAAGCACUUCUUUAUGCUUCUAAAUGCUCCUUUGUAUCGAGUUUGUUUCCCCCCUCGUCUGAGGAGUCAUCCAAACAAUCAAAGUUCUCUUCAAUAGGUUCACGAUUCAAGCAACAAUUGCAAGCUCUACUUGAAACUCUCAGUUCCACCGAGCCACACUAUAUUCGUUGCGUAAAACCCAACAAUCUUCUUAAGCCUGCAAUUUUUGAGAACAAAAAUGUUCUGCAGCAACUGCGUUGUGGGGGAGUUAUGGAGGCAAUUAGAAUAAGCUGUGCAGGGUACCCCACUAGAAAAACCUUUGAUGAAUUUGUGGAUCGGUUUGGACUUCUUGCACCUGAAGCACUAGAUAGAAGCUCUGAUGAGGUUUCUGUAUGCAAGAGGAUUCUGGAAAAAGUUGGACUUAAAGGUUAUCAGAUUGGAAAAACAAAAGUGUUUCUUCGAGCUGGUCAAAUGGCUGACUUAGAUACUCGUAGAACUGAAAUACUAGGAAGAUCGGCAAGCAUUAUUCAGAGGAAAGUUCGUACCUAUUUGGCCCACCGAAGUUUUGUAUUGCUUCGUUUGUCUGCUAUACAGAUUCAAGCUUCGUGCAGAGGACAACUUGCUCGACAAGUUUACGAGGGAUUGCGGCAAGAGGCUUCUAGUCUGAUGAUUCAGAGGUAUAUACGCAUGCAUGCUGCUAGAAAGGCUUAUAGAGAAUUGUAUAGUGCUGCUGUUUCUAUUCAGACUGGUAUGCGAGGGAUGGCUGCUCGUUGUGAGCUGAACUUUAGGAAGCAGACUAAGGCAGCAAUUGUCAUUCAGAGCCAUUGCCGAAAAUAUUUGGCACAACAUCGUUUUAAGGACUUGAAGAAGGCAGCAAUUGCUACACAAUGUGCAUGGAGAGGAAAAGUUGCUCGCCGAGAGUUACGAAAGCUCAAGAUGGCUGCCAGAGAAACUGGAGCACUCCAAGCUGCCAAAAAUAAGCUUGAAAAGCAAGUUGAAGAUCUUACACUGAGGUUACAGCUGGAAAAACGCAUGAGGGCUGACAUGGAAGAAGCAAAAUCACAAGAAAACGAAAGAUUACAGUCUGCUUUGCAAAAGAUGCAACUGCAAUUUAAAGAGACUAAGGCACUUCUUAAGAAGGAGCGUGAAGAGGCUAUGAAAAGAGAGGCAGAGAGAGUACCUGUCAUACAGGAGAUUCCGGUUGUUGACCAUGGUUUGAUGGAAAAGUUAACUAGUGAAAAUGAGAAACUCAAGAACUUGGUGAGCUCUCUGGAAGAGAAAAUUGGUGAAACAGAAAAGAGGUAUGAAGAGGCAAGCAAAGUCAGUGAAGAAAGGUUGAAGCAAGCUUUGGAUGCUGAAUCAAAAAUAAUCCAGUUGAAGACUGCAAUGCAAAGGCUUGAAGAGAAAUUCUUAGAUAUGGAAUCGGAAAACCAGGUUCUUCGGCAACAAACUCUGAUAACGUCAUCUGUAAAACCAAUGUCAGAGCACCUUUCCAAUCAUGUUUACGAGAAGUUGGGCAAUGGUCAUCAUGUGGUAGAAGAGCAGAAAUCUGCUGAGAGUGUUACACCUGUUAAAAUGUUUGGUACAGAAUCUGAUAGCAAAUUGAGGAGAUCCUACAUUGAACGUCAACAUGAGAAUGUUGAUGCUCUUGUAAACUGUGUAAUGAAGAAUAUUGGCUUCCAUCAUGGAAAGCCUGUUGCUGCAUUCACCAUUUACAAAUGCCUGCUCCACUGGAAAUCAUUUGAAGCUGAAAGAACUAGUGUAUUUGACCGUCUUAUCCAGAUGAUAGGUUCUGCAAUUGAGAAUCAAGAUGACAAUGAUCUUAUGGCCUAUUGGUUGUCAAAUACAUCUGCAUUAUUGUUUUUGCUCCAACAAAGUUUGAAGUCCGGGGGUGCAAGUGAUACCACCCCAGUUAAAAAACCACCUAAUCCAACAUCCCUCUUUGGAAGAAUGACUAUGGGUUUUCGCUCGUCCCCUUCUUCAGCCAACCUUCCGGCCCCAGCAUUAGAGGUUGUAAAGAAGGUUGAAGCUAAAUACCCUGCUUUGCUGUUCAAGCAGCAGCUCACAGCCUAUGUAGAAAAAAUAUAUGGUAUCCUUCGGGACAACUUGAAAAAGGAGUUGGCAUCGUUGCUUUCAUUAUGUAUACAGGCCCCAAGAACAUCAAAGGGAGUGUUACGGUCUGGCCGAUCCUUUGGCAAAGAUUCUCCCAUGGGUCACUGGCAAAGUAUUAUUGAAUCCCUCAACACCCUCCUAUGUACUUUGAAAGAGAACUUCGUGCCUCCAGUCCUAAUCCAAAAGAUCUACACUCAAACAUUCUCAUAUAUUAAUGUUCAACUCUUCAACAGUCUUCUUCUACGUCGGGACUGUUGCACAUUCACCAAUGGAGAAUAUGUGAAAGCUGGUUUAGCAGAAUUGGAGUUGUGGUGUGCUCAAGCAAAGGAGGAGUAUGCAGGUUCAUCUUGGGACGAGCUUAAGCACAUCAGACAGGCAGUUGGGUUCUUGGUUAUUCAUCAGAAGUACAGGAUUUCCUAUGAUGAAAUCAUUAACGAUUUAUGCCCUAUCAUGAGUGUCCAGCAGCUAUAUAGAAUAUGUACACUUUACUGGGAUGCUAACUACAAUACUCGAAGCGUUUCUCCGGACGUCCUUUCUAGCAUGAGGGUGCUUAUGGCCGAGGAUUCGAAUAAUGCUCAAAGUGAUUCUUUCUUGUUGGAUGACAAUUCCAGUAUUCCCUUCUCAGUGGAUGACCUUUCUACAGCACUCCAAGAGAAGGAAUUCUCAGACAUGAAACCAGCAGAAGAGCUUCUUGAGAACCCUGCCUUCCAAUUUUUAAAUGAGUAGGCAAAAAGGAAAUGAAGCUUAGUAUGCAUUUUAUAAAUUGUCUCUUAGUCAAGGCAGGCAACAAAAUCAGUUGGUGGUCCUUGCCAUAGUUGCUGUAAAUCCUUUUUUUCUUAUUUUAAUUUUGUUCUUUUUUCAUUUUACCUAUUUCUUUUGUUUUGGUUUUACAUAUUGUUUAUAGUAUCCCUGCAUCAUCAUGCCCCUGAUGUAAAGUUAAUUUUUUCAUUCUUUGGUUGGCAUUCAAUUGUAAAAUCUUCAAGGGGUAGGGAUAUUUAUAGGAUUAGGUGAGCUUGCCUUAAUAUUUGUUCAUUUUUGUUGUCUUUUAAAGUCAAUUUGGUCAGAAAACCUCUAGAAAGUUCAGCUGUGCUUAUAAUUUUUGUUUUUGGGGUCCAAGCUGACUUUCCACAUUUUCCUUUUUUGCUUGUGUAAAGGGUAAAAAAAUGCACAUUGAUAUUUGAUAAAUAAUGAAUAGGUUUUCAUA
Molecule: messenger RNA, 5405 nt
Organism: Arachis duranensis
Lineage: Eukaryota; Viridiplantae; Streptophyta; Magnoliopsida; Fabales; Fabaceae
Product: myosin-6
Exons: 39
Coding region: 389-4927 (1512 amino acids)
Biological process (GO): actin filament organization; vesicle transport along actin filament
Cellular component (GO): vesicle; actin cytoskeleton; myosin complex
Molecular function (GO): ATP binding; microfilament motor activity; actin filament binding
Source: RefSeq, a predicted model, not a curated record